Molecule: messenger RNA, 2981 nt
Organism: Numida meleagris (helmeted guineafowl)
Lineage: Eukaryota; Metazoa; Chordata; Aves; Galliformes; Numididae
Product: zinc finger protein 777-like
Exons: 6
Coding region: 69-1568 (499 amino acids)
Biological process (GO): negative regulation of transcription by RNA polymerase II
Molecular function (GO): DNA-binding transcription repressor activity, RNA polymerase II-specific
Source: RefSeq, a predicted model, not a curated record
GGGUCGUGGCUGGCGGGGGUUGGGGGCUGCCCCGCUCCGUUCCGUCCCCUGUGGUGUCGGCGUGGGUCAUGGAGGAGCUGCACGCUCGCAUCGAGGCCCUGGAGCGGCGGCUGGAGCGGGCGGAGGCGGCGCUGAGGGACAGGGAAGCCUGGGGGCUGCGGUUGCCCUCGGUGCCGGUGACUUUCAAGGAUGUCUUUGUGCAGUUCAGCAGGGAGGAGUGGGCCCUCCUGGAUGACGAACAGAAGGAGCUGCACGAGAGCGUGAUGCAGAGCAACUACGAAAUGCUGGCGUCCCUGUGCUGUGACUUAGCCAGGCCUGGAGUCCUGUUGCAGAUGGAAAGAGGAGAGCCAGGCAUGCCAGCGGAGCCAGACUGGGAGGGUACAGCAGUGUCCCUGAAGCCAGCUGCAGAGCUCGACUGUCCUGGCUCUGUGAGCGGCGAAGCUCUGCUGCAGGUGGAGGCAAAGCAGACUCCUGAGGGGAGAUGCGGGAGCCUGGAGGACAGCGGGAGCCCAGCAGAUGCACCUGACAGUACUGCACCACACGUCCCUCAGGAAACCAUUGGCGCCCCAGCGGACCUCAGCCACGCAGCUGCCUCCCCUCCCUGCCCCAUCUCCACGUGCUGCCAGGAAGCGCUGACCCUGAGCCUGCCUCCAUCUCCUCCCCCUGCAGCAGGUGCUGAGGUGAGGAUCCCAGAAGAGGUCCUGCAGGAGGGGAUUGGCAUAGAGGAGGGUCUGCAAAAGGAAGACUUGAAAGAUGCAGGGAGCAGUGGCCAGGAUCUGGCAGCAGAUGCUCCCGAAGAGCCGGGUAGGGAGGAGAUGCCAGACCUUUGCCAAACAGCAGCACACGUGGAUCCCAGCAGCUCGGCUGACCUGCUGGGAAAGCCAGUGAGAAGCGCGGGCAGGACCGCUGCCUGCCAGCGAAACUCGUCCCGAGAGAAGUUCUACAGGUGCGUGGUGUGCGGGAAGAACUUCUUGCUCAAGAUCAACCUCAUCAUCCACCAGAGGAGCCACAGCAACUGGGUGCCGUACGUCUGUAUCGAAUGCGACCAGGCCUUCAUGUCCAAGAAGAAAAUCCGGCGUCACCUGCGGAUCCGGGCGGCCACGGGCUUCUGUCCACCCUCUGACACCAAGGGGUGCUCCAGCCUGGUGCCCUGCGCGGCCGCCCAGCCCCACGACCAGGGCAGCGGCAGCGGGGAGCAAUGGGAGAAGCCCAGCCCCAACCGGUUCCCGCUGUCCCCUCAGAAAAUUAUGUAUACGUGUACCGAAUGCAUGGAGAACUUCUCCAGCCAGAACUUUCUGGUGCUGCACCAGAGGACGCACGCUGACCAGCAUCACUUCACCCUGUGUCCCUGCUGCAACAGGAGCUUUGCCUGGGCCUCCGAGUUCGUCCGCCACCGCCAGAGCGACGCGGGCAGGAAGGCGUACUGGUGCGGAGAGUGCCAGAAAGCCUACAAGCGGCACGACCGCCCGCGCGGGCACCAGAAGACCGACGUGAGAAGGGAGAGCCCGUACGAGUGCAGCAGCAAGCUGCCUCUGCAGAUUGCACCCGUUUUAAGCAUGGAUGUGUGAAAUAGGAGGUGUAGGUGAGGAGGGUGAGAGGAGGGCAAGGGGUUGACUUCUGGGGAUGGGGCUGCUGCCGUCCCUUCUCCUCUCGCCAUCCUCGACCAUGGGCUCUGGGCAGCGUGGCUGGGGCUCAUCCCACCCUACCCAGCUUCCAUGGCCUCGUGCUCCUCGUGCCUUAGGGCGGGAGGAGCAGCUGCAGCGGGCAAGAAGCUGGUUUGGGACUCUGGCUGUGGGAAUCAGGUUGCUCCACACAGCUGCAUGUAGUAGCUGUGCUGCACUGCUGCUGGAAAGCCUCCAGAAUCAUAGAAUUCAUGUAAAAUCAUGGUAUCGUACAGUUUGGGAAAGAUCUCUGCGGUCAUAAAAUCCAACUGUCGACCCAUCACUAUCGUGCCCACUAAACCACGUCCCUACAUGCCAUGUGUAGGUUGGAUAUUAGGAACAAUUUCUUCUCCAGAGAGCAGUCAGACACUGGCACGGGCUGCCCAGGAAGUGAGUGUCUCACUGUCCCAGGAGGUGUUCCAGAACCAUGGAGAUGUGGCACUUGGGGACAUGGUCAGUGGGCAUGGUGGGGCUGGGUGGGGUUGGGGAUCUCAGAGGUCUUUUCUGACCUUAAUGAUUCUGUGAUUCUGUGAUCUGCCUUUUUGUUGAACCCCCCCUUCUCCCCAGGACAGUGACAGUGACUGGGCAGCCUGUGCCAGUGCCCAACCACUCCUUAGAGAAGAAGUAGUUCCCAGUAUCAACCCUGACCCUCCCUGUGCACAACAUGUUUAAAAACCAUUCGGAUGUGGUGCUCGGGGACAUGAUUGCGGUUGGACUUGAUGAUCUUGAAGGUCCUUUCCAACCUCAGCUAUUCUAUGAGCCCACCCCCUCUCGUCCCAUCACUGUUACCUGGAGCAGAGGCUCCAACCUUUCAGGAGCUGUGGGGAGCGAUGCGGUCUCCCCUGAUCCCCCUUCUGCUCUGGACUGACCCAUCCCACUCCCUCAGCUGCUCCCCACACACAGCAGAGUGCUCCAGACCCCCGCAGCUUUGUUACCUUUAUUUGGACACCCUCCAGCACCUCCAUGUCCCACCACAGCUGCAGUGUCCUGUGUUUCUGCCCUUCCUGGAGCUCCUCCGCUGGGCCAGGCCCUGCUGCUGGCAUAGGGUCUCCCCCCUGCCUGGAUGAACAGUGGGGGAUGAGGGGCCAUCUUAGAGCUGUGAGGAGUGAGCUUAGGGGGGAGGAAUUUGGAGGUAAAAUGGUGGAAUUUGGGAGGGUGCACUCUGUGUCGGUUGAGUGUUGCUGGUGGGCAGUGACAGAACGAGGGUGGGUUGUGUUGGAAAAUAACAUGGGGAGGGGAUCCCGCUUCCCUGUGCCUUUGUGAUGGGGGCUGUGCUGUGGGGCAGGCUGGUUAACUGGCUAAUUAAACGAGUCCUGGGAA